Molecule: messenger RNA, 1395 nt
Organism: Rosa chinensis
Lineage: Eukaryota; Viridiplantae; Streptophyta; Magnoliopsida; Rosales; Rosaceae
Product: transcription initiation factor TFIID subunit 7
Exons: 8
Coding region: 354-1094 (246 amino acids)
Biological process (GO): transcription initiation at RNA polymerase II promoter; RNA polymerase II preinitiation complex assembly
Cellular component (GO): transcription factor TFIID complex
Molecular function (GO): RNA polymerase II general transcription initiation factor activity
Source: RefSeq, a predicted model, not a curated record
CUUCGCACACUAUCGAGAGAGAGAGAGACAGAAACUCUGAGAGCGACAGUGAAAGAGAUAAUAGAGAUUUGGAUUUGUUUUGGAAGAGGUCUGAUUUCAGUUGAUCGACAGAAACACUGAGAGAGAAGUAGAGAUCGAUAGCAAGAUUUGGAUCCAUAUUAAGCCAAGAUUGUGGUGUUUUGAUAGAAAGAGAAGUAAGAGUGUUUGGUUUCAAUUAUCUUUUGUGUUGGUGGGUUUCGGGAGAGUCAGGAUUGCAGAUUUGGAGAACAGAUUGCAGUCAGAUUCCUUAACUGUUAUUGAUCCAGCAUCUGAUUUCGCAACCCGCCGUCCACCUUGAUAGUCUGCAAGACUUGAUGUCCGUCUACAGGUGUAUGAAUCUAAGAACCAUCCAACCAUGGCACAAUUUAGGCACAAAUUACCUCAUCUGUAAUACACAAGCGCGUCCUCUCCUUCCCUCUCUAUUCUGCUUCACCGCCAAAAUGAUGGAGGAGCAAUUCGUACUCAGAGUCCCACCUUCAGUUGCAGAGAGAUUAGAUCGUCUUCUCAGUGAGAAUGCUUCUUCAGACGACAAGUCGUUGGAUUUGUCUUUCGAAGAGGAUGGCCGGAGUGGAACAUUUGUAAUUGGCAAUGACCGGUUCCCUGCAUCGCUCUUGGAUCUUCCUACUGUUGUGGAAUCCUACAAAACGUAUGACGAUAGUGUGUUAAUUAAGACUGCAGAUAUUGGUCAGAUGAUUAUGGUUAGAGAUCCAAAUGAUCCUGCUCCAGAUACAGUUGAGUACAGGCAUGGUCUCACCCCUCCGAUGAGGGAUGCUCGAAAGCGAAGAUUUCGCAGGGAGCCUGAUCUAAAUCCUGAGCUUGUCCAGCGUGUUGAGCAAGAUCUGCUGAACAUUAGUGCUGGUGGACCAGCUGACAAUGUGGAUAUUGAAGUAGCUGAGCAAGAGAAAAAUCGAGAUGGCAAGACUGGUAAUACAAGUAAAAACCCUGCACCAGCACCUGAAUCAAAAACUGAUAUUCCUGAGGCUGCUACAAACACAGGGGAGCCUGAUGGAGAGCCUGAUAGAAGUGAUUCGGAUGAAUCUGACGAUUCAAUUUGAAGCAAGCCCUUGUGCUGAUAUCGUUUCCCCCGUCAAGCUUCUUGAUGAAGUUAAGAUGUGCAUAUCGAAAAGAACAGGGAUGAAAGCUUGUUUUCUGAAUGAUAGCAUAAAUUUAUGUUGUGUUGAUAACAUUAACAUGUAUGCUAACAUUAUUUUUGAUCUCCUCCUAGUCGGUUUGCCAGUUCUGAAUAUCCUCAGGAUUCUCAAAGAACUUGUAUGAUUUGGUAGUAUAUGGUGGAAAACUUGUCUACAAGUUUGUACUUUUGCAAAGCUAUGCCAAGUUUCAUUUCUUCGUUCCAAA